Messenger RNA from Botrytis porri, 2540 nucleotides. RefSeq lists its product as uncharacterized. Gene Ontology annotation, molecular function: mannosyltransferase activity. NCBI's taxonomy places the organism in Eukaryota, Fungi, Ascomycota, Leotiomycetes, Helotiales, Sclerotiniaceae. Bases 281 to 1672 code for a protein of 463 amino acids. The transcript has 3 exons. Gene Ontology annotation, cellular component: endoplasmic reticulum. The record is from RefSeq and is a predicted model, not a curated record.
AUUCUGAUACUUCAAAACUUUGUGCUUCAUACUCCAAACUCCAAACUCCAAACUCCAAACUCCAAACUCCAAACUCCAAACUUCACCUCUAAAAAUAUCUACCUACUAUUUGUGACAAUCUUUAUCAUCUUCACUUCCUAGUCAAGCAAGCUUGCAUCAUUUCUCAGACAUGGAGGCAUAGCCUAGCCAAUUCCUCCAUUCAUAGAUAGUUUCCGACUGGGUGAAGUUUACCAUCAUCUGGAAGCAUCCGAACUUCAUCUGAAUUCCAAGAAACCACGUCAUGCUAGAGAAUCUUCUAACAUUGGCUACAAUAAUUUCUACCAUAUUCACAAUUACCCUCUUAUUAAUACCGAAACGAUAUAUCAAGCAUUCGCCUCCAAUGGCUACUCAAGAUGGCGCAAAUGUCGAGCCGAAGAUCUCUGUUCAGGUUUUGGUCUUAGGAGAUAUCGGGCGAAGUCCUCGAAUGCAAUACCAUGCUAUGAGUAUAGCAAAACAUGGUGGAAGAGUUGAUCUCAUUGGAUAUGAAGAAUCUGAACUCCCUUCUGGCUUGACAGAUAAUCCUCUAAUUACAAUCGUACCUUUACCUCUACCACCAGCAAAUUUACGAGAUGGUACUAUACCAUUCUUCUUCGCAGGUCCUUGCAAGGUUUUAUGGCAGAUUUGGAGUUUAUUUUUUGUUUUAUGUUACACUACAAAACCAGCAAGAUGGCUCUUAGUUCAGAACCCUCCCUCAAUUCCCACCUUCUUCGUCGCAUACCUCGUCUGUUUGAUACGCAAUACUCAUUUAAUAAUUGAUUGGCAUAAUUAUGGAUGGACUAUCCUCGCAGGAACAAGAGGCCCUAAACAUAUCUUCGUUCGACUAUACAAAUGGUAUGAAGCUUUCCUCGGAUCGUGGGCACCGACAGCUUCAUUCACAGUUUCAAAAGCGAUGGAGCGCCAACUACGCGAAAGUCCCUACAAGAUCAAAUCACCAAUCUUUACCCUUCACGAUCGACCUGCUUCCAUUUUCCAACCGAUUACUGACGAGGCGAAGCGAUGUGCCUUUCUUCAACGUUUACCAGAAACAAAAGAUCAUGUCGAUGCAAUUAUGAAUGGAGAUGUACGACUACUAGUUAGCAGUACAUCAUGGACUCCUGAUGAAGAUUUCAACCUGCUUUUAGAUGCGCUCGUUAAAUAUGGACCAUUUGCCGAAUUCGAUUGCCCGCCGGUUCUUGCUAUCAUCACUGGAAAGGGUCCUCAAAAACAGAUGUAUCUUGAUCGAAUUGCAGAACUCACUGAAAGCUAUGAUUUGGUCAAUGUUACAAUCAAGACUGCAUGGCUUAGUAUCGAAGAUUACGCCUCGUUACUUGCAUGCGCCGACCUUGGGGUCUGUUUACAUAAGAGUAGUAGUGGUGUAGAUUUACCCAUGAAAGUGGUUGAUAUGUUUGGAGCAGGAUUACCGGUAGUUGGAUAUGAUCAAUAUUUCAGUUGGCCUGAAUUGGUCAAGGAAGGUAUUAAUGGAUGGGGAUUUACAACCGCGAAAGAUUUGGCAGAUAUUUUGGAGGAAGUCUUCAAAGAUACAAGUGGAAAGGAAUUAGCGAGAUUAAAGAAGGGGGCUAUUGAAGAGGGAAGAAAGAGAUGGGAUGAAGAAUGGGAUGGGGUUGCUGGGAGACUUUUAGGAUUGAUUGACUGAUUGUGGAAAGGAAUGGAUCCUAGGUAUGCAUGCAGUUGUAAAUAAUGUACAGGAUAUACUUCGUAGUGUACCAUAAUCUCUGUAGAUGUAACAUCGACAGACAAAAGUGCUUAGGGACAUUGACAGCAAGUCAGCGGCCAAUUUACUAUGCAUAUAUUAAAACCAUCAGCCCUAUCGUAACAAUAGUAUCCACACUUCAUGUAGCUUAUUUCGACCCCAGUCCCACCAUGAGAAACUUGCAUGUUACAACACGUUUCGUACACAGGAAUGGCUCGAAUGGAUAACAAUGGCGAAUGGUUCAAUCUGAGCAACUAUCAAUCUGUAAUCUGUUCUUGAUAAACUUAUGACUCAAAAAUCCUUCUCAGAGGCUUGGCCAGAAUAUGACCAAGUUGGAAUACAACACCAACACUGAUUAUUCAAGGAUAUGGUUGAGGUUUCUUUUAGUCUCCAAUUUGAUACUGGCCCGUAAGUGAAUUGUUGUUGCGCAGAGAGGAGGAAGAGGAAAACGAAGAGAGAGAAGAUGGCUUUGGUGAUUCAUUGAGCUGUGUAAAUGAAGUGACGCUCCGCUGGUCCUCCGGAGGCCACUGCCGUGGGGGCAGCCCCGGUAUCUAAAGGCAUACGUUUCGUUUUAAGAUAUUUGAUUGGAGAUGGUUUGCUGUGGCAAGGAGGAAGAGGUAAGAUCUUGUUCUGGUACGGUAUGGAUAGUGGGUAAAUGGUUGAGCCGUAUCCGUAUAUGCCGUGAGUGUUCUAUAUCCAAGGAGUCCCAUAGAUGAAAAUGUGAAGGGGAUAUCAAGUUGGUUGACGUUAUUUCAUUCAAGACGUUGUUCUUUUGUAGCCAUGCAUCUGCACUUGUACCUACCUAGUUUUU